This is a messenger RNA of Penicilliopsis zonata CBS 506.65, 611 nucleotides long. RefSeq lists its product as hypothetical. NCBI's taxonomy places the organism in Eukaryota, Fungi, Ascomycota, Eurotiomycetes, Eurotiales, Aspergillaceae. Gene Ontology annotation, molecular function: structural constituent of ribosome. Gene Ontology annotation, cellular component: mitochondrial large ribosomal subunit; ribosome. The record is from RefSeq and is a predicted model, not a curated record. The transcript has 2 exons. Gene Ontology annotation, biological process: translation. Bases 56 to 445 code for a protein of 129 amino acids.
UGAUCUCAUACUUGAAGCGCUUCGACAACUUCCCCAUUCUCGUGCAGCAGUCCAAAUGCUCAACAUGCUCGGCUUGCGGUGCAGGGCCCUGGCCUCACCGGUCCGGUGCUUGAUGUUCGGAUCUCAGAUGACAACAAGACUUCAAGCUUCAAUACCAACCUCCUCCACCACAUCCUCCAUCCGCACAUUUUCCUCUGCUCUCCCCUCCAUUCUCUCCCAAGGGACUCUCUCCAGAUACCGCACAGCUGUACCCUCCGCGUUAGGUGCACUGCAAACCCGGUCCUUCUCUGCUAGCGCUUGCCUCGCCGGCAAGCGAUCAACCUACAACCCCUCGCGGAGGGUGCAGAAGCGCCGCCAUGGCUUCCUGGCACGUCUACGGUCGCGGGGAGGGAGAAACAUUCUGAUGAGGCGAAAGGCAAAGGGGAGGAAGUUCCUGAGUUGGUGAGGGGUUGAUGGCCGGAGCCUUCAGUCAGUCCAGGCCGGUGUGGAACGGGUCACCUGUAUUUUUUUGUGUUUGGACACACGAUAUUCAAACUCGAGACUCUUGCGUGAUAUCUCUCUUUGCGUCCUUGGUUGUUUGAUAUGCGGUCCUGAGCAUCAAGGUAAUUGAU